This is a messenger RNA of Capsella rubella, 1929 nucleotides long. RefSeq names its product transcription factor bHLH145. The record is from RefSeq and is a predicted model, not a curated record. The transcript has 3 exons. Bases 681 to 1646 code for a protein of 321 amino acids. Lineage: Eukaryota; Viridiplantae; Streptophyta; Magnoliopsida; Brassicales; Brassicaceae.
UCUUCCUCUUUUUAAGAACUUCAAGUUUCUCAUAUCAUUCUUUAUUCCUCUUCCGUGAGUUCUCUCUUUUCUCCGGAGACUUAAAUUACUCUGUUUUCUUGCUUUCUUCUUAGUAGUAUUUGGAUGGGAUUGAUCUAAAGAUAAGACAAGAAAGAGCAAAGCAGAAACAUGCGGUGGUGGUUGUGUCUUUAUACCUCUGUUUUUCGUACAGUAGUCUCUUUGAAUGUCUUCUGUCGCGUGAUUCUGUAAUCUGAGAUCUUACACAAACACACACACACAGAGCUUUUAUAUUUCCUCAAUGGGGUCUUCUUUUUUCUUCACACUGCCUUGCUUCAUCCCCCAAAUUAUUUGAUUUUUUUUUUUUAAUUUCCGUUUUACUUUUGGAUACUCUGUUUUGGGGAAGGGAAACAGUUGGUGAGAAAGUAGUUAUGGUUUAUCAAUCAGCCGGACAGACAAGAUUUAGGACACUCAAACACGAACACUGUACCGCAGGAAACAUCGUUGUUAGAGUCAUUGCUUGCUUUCAACCUCUCCAAGAUUGCCAGGCUGAAUAUUUUCGUCAGUUGUUGAAGCCCGUCACGUAGAUUAGCUCGAUCUCUCUCAUUCUAAUCCCUUUGUGUCUUCUGUGUUGAUUGUUGUUUUAUUUUUUGGGACAGUUGAUUUGUUUAGUGUUGGAUUGGAUGGGACAAGAACGUGGUUUGUGGUUUCCUACUCAGCGUUUGAGUUCAUUGGCUUCCAUAGCUUUGUCUCAGCUUGGGCAGCAAGACUUGAAGUUUAUAUCUAAAACUUGUGGUGACACCACCGACAUGUUUUCUACUCGUGGUUCUUAUCAUGUUUCAACUCAAUCCUACUUUGAUGGGUCUUGUGGUUGGGUUAAUGGGUCAUCCCACCUGCAGCAGCAGUUCUUGCCUCUUCAAAAGCCAUGUAUGAUGAAGAAGAUGCCUCUUAAAGCAGAUGGUGCUAUAUCUAAAGCUGAGGGACAAUGUAGUCAGAAGAGGUUCCUCGUGUUUGAUCAGUCAGGAGACAGAACAACUCUGCUACUAACUUCAGAUAUCCUGAAAUCUUUUGAGACACUGAAACCAUCUGCAUGUCCUGAUAUGAAGGAAGAACUCAAAAGAAGCAACAAAGAUUUGUUUGUUUGUCAAGGAAUGCAAGGUAAUAGCGAACCGGAUUUGAAGGAGGAUACGGAAGAACUAAAUGCGCUGCUUUACUCCGAAGACGAGAGUGAUUAUUAUUGUUCUGAAGAAGAUGAGGUUACAAGCUCAGGCCAAUCCCCAAGUACUCUAGUAUCAUCCUGUGGGGAGCAAGAAACAUUUGUUGAAAGCUAUGGACAGCCAUUACAUUGUAAAAAGAGAAAGAUACGAGAGAGCUCAGCGUCUUUUCUCGACAUCUCGAAUGAGCAGAUGCUUGAUGCUGAAUCGGGCUGUGACAACACAGAGAUUAGUAUUUUGAAACGUUCCAAGAUGUCUAUCAACAAGAUAGGAGAAGAGAAGAUAUUUGAGACUAUAAGCCUUUUACGCAGUAUAGUCGUCCCCGGGGAGGAAUUGGUAGACCCGAUCUUAGUUAUCGAUAGAGCUAUCGAUUACCUCAAGUCGUUGAAGAUGGAAGCCGAAAAAUCGCGGACACAAGGCUCUUUGUUUGCAUGAUAUAUAAGAGAAAUGUUUUCUAAACAAAGUAGUAUGACAUAUUGGAUUGUGGUAAGUACUCUUGUCAAACUACAAAAAGGAUCAGCUUGCUGGUUGUUACAAGAGAAGGAAUCGGAUUAAAACGAAAAUCGAAUAUUUGUUGAUGAUUAAGCUUGAUUGCUAAAUUUAUUGUAUCAUGUAAUGUUGAUUUGUUUCUUUUCUUUCUAUAAUAUUUUUGAUAUAUAUGGUUUAUAAUUGUUUAUGAAUGAGUGAUGAGUCUACUCAUGAAUCAAAAUUCAUAUUA